Scomber scombrus (Atlantic mackerel) is the source of this 780-nucleotide messenger RNA. RefSeq names its product hatching enzyme 1.2-like. The record is from RefSeq and is a predicted model, not a curated record. The coding region runs from base 1 to 780 and encodes 259 amino acids. The transcript is spliced from 7 exons. Gene Ontology annotation, biological process: proteolysis. Gene Ontology annotation, molecular function: zinc ion binding; metalloendopeptidase activity. Lineage: Eukaryota; Metazoa; Chordata; Actinopteri; Scombriformes; Scombridae.
AUGGUAGCGCUGAAGUGCAUUCUGGGCCUUGUGGUCCUGCUGGCUGUCUCAGUUUGGGCUGAGGAAGAGGCUUUGAGUACUUCAGAGCGAAUUCAGAGAGCCAACAGAGAUAUUGUCCGUACUCCCGGUCAGCCCCUCAUAGAGGACGACAUCGCCUAUGAUUCUGAGGCCGAGAGAAACGCUGACUCCUGCACUCUCUACAGGGGUAACAACUGCAUGUGGCCGAAGUCUGCCGAUGGAAAGGUUUACGUUCCCUACACCAUUUCCAGCGUGUACUCCUCUCGUGAGGUGUCAAUCAUCGAGCGUGGUCUGCAGUCCUUCCACGAUUUCUCUUGUUUGCGCUUUGUCAGACGCACCAGCCAGAGCGACUACCUGAGGAUCCAGUCCCUUGAUGGGUGCUGGUCUUACAUCGGCCGUCGUGGUAAUACACAGGAUCUGUCCCUGCGUAGAUCUGGUUGUGUUUACCAUGACACCGUCCAGCAUGAGGUGCUCCAUGCUCUGGGCUUCCACCAUGAGCAGAAGCGCUCUGACAGGGACGAGUACAUCCGCAUCGUGCUGGAGAAUGUCACUCCUGGAAUGGAGCACAACUUUGACAAAGUCAGAACUCUGAACCAGGGAACCACCUACGACUACGGCUCUGUCAUGCAUUACCACCAGUACGCCUUCUCCAAGAACAACAAGCCCACCUUGGUGGGGAUCCCUGACCCCAACGUUGAGUUCGGCACGGCCCCUGAGAUGAGCGAGAAGGACAUCAUCAGACUGAACAGACUGUACUGCUGA